Molecule: messenger RNA, 2958 nt
Organism: Jatropha curcas
Lineage: Eukaryota; Viridiplantae; Streptophyta; Magnoliopsida; Malpighiales; Euphorbiaceae
Gene: BGAL8
Product: beta-galactosidase 8
Biological process (GO): carbohydrate metabolic process
Molecular function (GO): hydrolase activity, hydrolyzing O-glycosyl compounds; carbohydrate binding
Source: RefSeq, a predicted model, not a curated record
UAUAUAAGCUUGACAUUAUCUUUACUGUAAUAAGCGUGAGCUAAUGAACUGAGCAACAGUACAAAACAACAUCCAAAAAGCUUAACCAGACCAUUAAUGGCGUGUACUGCCCGGCUCAAGAUAGCUUGACUUUUUAAUCCUCCUCUUUGAUUCCGUUCACGGUUUAACAAACGCAUCUAACAAAGCAAAAGCAAUUUGUUUUAAGGAAGCAAACAAAUAGAAAAUAUAAACUGCUUCUAAAACCCAUUGAACCCAUUCUUUCAAGAAAACUAAAACAAGAAACUAAAGAAUCAAGAAAGAAUAAGGAAUAUUAUGAGAAGGGCACAUAUUCUGGUUUUGAUAGUAUUUUUCUAUGGUAUUCUUGCAACGACAACGUCGUUUGGAGCCAAUGUGACGUACGAUCAUAGGUCUUUGCUUAUCGAUGGCAAGCGCCGCGUUUUGAUCUCUGGUUCCAUUCAUUAUCCUCGCAGCACUGCUGAGAUGUGGCCAGGCCUUAUACAGAAAUCUAAAGAUGGAGGUCUUGAUGUUAUAGAGACUUACGUUUUCUGGAAUGUACACGAACCAGUUAGAAAUCAGUAUAAUUUCGAAGGAAGAUAUGAUCUGGUGAAAUUUGUCAAGACAGUUGCAGCAGCUGGACUUUAUGUUCAUCUUCGCAUUGGUCCAUAUGUCUGCGCAGAAUGGAAUUAUGGUGGCUUUCCUCUUUGGUUGCAUUUUAUACCUGGAAUCAAGUUUCGGACUGAUAAUGAGCCGUUCAAGACUGAAAUGCAGCGAUUUACAGCUAAGAUUGUAGACCUGAUGAAGCAGGAGAAGCUCUAUGCUUCUCAAGGAGGACCUAUCAUUUUAUCACAGAUUGAAAAUGAGUAUGGGAACAUUGAUUCAGCAUUUGGCCCUGCUGCAAAAACCUAUAUCAAUUGGGCAGCAAACAUGGCUGUUUCUUUGGGCACUGGUGUGCCUUGGGUCAUGUGCAAUCAAGGAGAUGCUCCUGAUCCCAUUAUAAACACCUGCAAUGGAUUCUAUUGUGAUCAAUUCACCCCAAAUUCUAAGAACAAACCAAAAAUUUGGACUGAGAAUUGGAGUGGAUGGUUUGUAUCCUUUGGUGGUGCUGUUCCCUACAGACCUGUUGAAGACCUUGCAUUUGCCGUCGCACGAUUUUUCCAGCUAGGUGGAACUUUCCAAAACUAUUAUAUGUAUCAUGGUGGGACUAAUUUUGAUCGGAGUUCUGGUGGACCUUUUAUUGCUACAAGUUAUGAUUAUGAUGCACCUCUUGACGAAUAUGGACUUCUUAGACAACCUAAAUGGGGCCACCUGAAAGAUCUGCAUAAGGCCAUCAAGCUUUGUGAAGAAGCACUGAUAGCAACUGAUCCAUCAACUACUUCUCUAGGUUCAAACUUGGAGGCUACAGUCUAUAAAACAGGAUCAGGAUUAUGUGCCGCUUUUCUUGCAAAUGUUGCCACCACUGACAAAACUGUAACUUUCAAUGGCAAUUCAUAUAAUUUGCCUGCAUGGUCUGUGAGCAUCUUACCAGACUGCAAGAAUGUAGUUUUCAAUACUGCCAAGAUUAACUCUAUGACUGUGAUUUCAAGCUUCACCCGCCAAUCCCUUGUGGGCGAUGUUCAGUCCUCAAAGGCACUUGGCUCUGACUGGAGUUGGAUAAAUGAACCAGUAGGUAUAUCAAAGAAAGAUGCAUUUGUCAAGUCUGUAUUAUUGGAGCAGAUAAAUACUACUGCUGAUAAAAGUGACUACUUAUGGUACUCGUUAAGCACCAAUAUCAAAGGCAAUGAGCCCUUCCUUGAUGAUGGAUCUCAAACUGUUCUUCAUGUGGAAUCUCUUGGCCAUGCCCUUCAUGCUUUUGUUAAUGGGAAGCUCGCAGGUAGUGCAACAGGCAAGUAUAGCAAUCCUAAGGUUGCAGUAGACAUUCCCAUCACUGUUGUACCUGGGAAGAACACUAUUGAUCUUCUAAGUUUGACUGUUGGACUUCAGAAUUAUGGAGCUUUUUAUGAAUUGACUGGUGCUGGAAUAACUGGUCCAGUAAAGCUGAAGGGGCAAAAUGGCAAUACUGUUGAUCUCUCCUCAGAGCAGUGGACAUAUCAGAUUGGGCUUCAAGGUGAAGAAUUAGGCCUUCCAAGUGGAAGUUCUUCACAAUGGAUUUCACAGCCUAAUUUGCCUACUAAUCAGCCUUUGAUAUGGUACAAGACCAGUUUUGCUGCGGCAGCUGGUGAUGACCCCAUUGCAAUUGACUUCACAGGAAUGGGUAAAGGUGAGGCAUGGGUGAAUGGACAAAGCAUUGGACGUUAUUGGCCAACAUAUGUGUCUCCAAACAGUGGUUGCACUGACUCUUGCAGCUACAGAGGAUCUUACAAUUCAAACAAAUGCCUCAAAAACUGUGCAAAACCUUCUCAAACGUUGUAUCAUGUACCUCGUUCAUGGGUAAAACCAAAUGGCAACAUUCUAGUAUUGUUUGAGGAAGUAGGUGGGGAUCCAACACAAAUAGCAUUUGCUACAAGACAGGCUGAAAGUUUAUGCUCGCACGUGUCAGAAUCACAUCCACAACCUGUAGAUAUGUGGAAUACAGAUUCAGAAGCAACAAAAAAAUCAGGACCUAAACUAUUACUGGAGUGUCAAAAUCCUAAUCAGGUCAUUUCUUCAAUCAAAUUUGCAAGCUUUGGAACUCCACACGGAACCUGUGGAAGUUUUAAACAUGGUCAAUGCAGUAGCAGCAAUGCUCUCUCCAUUGUACAUAAGGCUUGUGUUGGAUCGAAGACUUGUAAUGUUGGAGUUUCGACCAGUACAUUUGGUGAUCCUUGCAGAGGAGUGAGAAAGAGUUUAGCAGUAGAAGUUCUUUGUACAUGAAAUAUUGACAUAUUGCUUAAAACAUUCACUUCGCUUGGGACUUAAACAAAGCAUUGUCCCCAAGUAAGUGUCAACUUAAAUAAGCACUGACUGAUUGUCAAAGCAAAA